UCGUCAUUCCUCCUGACAGUACGAAAGGAGAGAGAGAGAAAUAAAGUGCUAGGCUCACUCAGGACCUGCAGGUAUUACUAAAAGCAAAGAGGGCCGAGGUAUAUACGCCAAAGAAUUCAAGAUGGUGCAGUUCAAAGUCUUCAAGAAAGCUUCUCCCAACGGCAAGCUGACUAUCUACAUGGGUCGCCGUGAUUUCGUGGAUCAUGUGUCGGCUGUUGAUCCCGUUGAUGGCGUCGUGGUCAUCGACCCAAGCUACCUCCAGGGGCGCAGGAUCUUCGGCCAGCUCGUCUGCAGCUUCCGAUACGGCCGAGAGGAGGACGAAGUCAUGGGCCUCAACUUCCAGAAGGACCUGUACUUGGCGUGCGAGCAGAUCUACCCACCCAAGGAGGACACGGAGCCCACGAAGCUCCAGGAACGCCUGAUCAAGAAGCUGGGCGCAAACUCCUACGCCUUCACGUUCAAGAUGCCCGAACAGGCUCCUCCUUCCAUCACCAUCCAGCCCGGCAGAGACGACGAAGGCAAACCCUGCGGUGUUGAGUACUACAUCAAGGUUUACGUGGGAGAUAAUGCUGAAGAUCGUAGCCACAAGAGGUCAACAGUUCAGUUGAAUGUUCGUCGCAUUCAGUUCGCUCCAAGCAAAUCUGGCCGUCAGCCCACCACCAUUGUCCGCAAGGACUUCCUGAUGAGCCCUGGUGAACUUGAGCUGGAAGUGUCCCUCGACAAGCAGCUUUAUUAUCAUAACGAGAAGAUUGCCAUCAAUGCCACCAUCAGGAACCACAGCAACAAAACUGUAAAGAAAAUCAAGGCCGCUGUCCAGCAAUCUGUCGAUAUCUGUCUGUUCAGUGGUGGACAGUAUCGCAGCAAUGUUGCCAGUGUUGAGACGCAGGAGGGUUGCCCAGUUACCCCUGGAUCCGCCCUUCAGAAGGUGCUGUACUUGACUCCAACGCUCUCAUCCAACAUGGACCGCCGUGGUAUUGCCCUUGACGGUCACCUCAAGAACAUCCACACGAACUUGGCCUCUUCUACUCUCCUGGCCAAUCCAGAGAACCGUGACAUCUUCGGAAUGGUCAUCUCAUACACCGUUAAGGUCAAGCUCUACUUGGGUGCCAUGGGCGGUGAAGUGACUGCUGAGCUGCCUUUUGUUUUGAUGCAUCCCAAGCCCGACAUGAGAGCUCUGAUGCGUUCUGACAGCCAGGCUCAGGUGGAGGCCUUCCGCUCUGAGAGCAUGGGAGCCUCUGUUGACCAGGACUAAGAACACCCGCAGUUUUGAAGGGAAAACAACCCCAGAAGAUGGAAACUCUUUCGUCAUUACCACGAAGACAAAUUAGUUGUUCGUCAUCAAGAAAUGAAAACUUGUCUUUUCCAUCAGAGAGAGACUGCGUAUUCUACCUUCCUGAAUUCUGUAGUCUCCUUCUUCAGUGCAGAGGGGUUGUUUCAUCUUUGAAAAUUCCAUACUUUCCCUCCAUGAAUUACCUAGCCCAAGUUAUAUGCCAUGAAAUCCCCUUUUAGAAAGUUGUUGAAAGCCCUCGUCCUCACAUUCCAACAAUUUCUUUACAAAAGUGAAUAAAUUAUCUUUUCUGUGAUACAGUUCUAGAAAACACGGUUCUAGACCAUUCGAACGUCCAAUGAUGGUUUGGGUGUUUUCUAAGUGCUACUUCUAGAUAGAAAGUGCAGCCAACAGGACUACUGUGAAAUCGAAAUUAGAAAAAUGCUGGAAAUGGAGUCCAGUGUUUUUCAGGGUGAAUGGACCAUUGAAAUCGUGCAUUUUUUUGCAAAAAGUGGCCAACUUAUGGACCGAUGAUGUCUUUAAAAAUAUUGAAGUUUGCUCAAACGAAGCUUUCAAGUGGUUUGAAGAAACAAAUUGUAUUAAAAAAAAAAUUUUUAAAUAUGAAAAAAGUGCUGUUGUGAAAUGAAUUCGAAGAUCUUUUGCAUUUUUUUUUUUUUUUAGGCCAAGGUGGUAUUUUCAAACUUUGAUGUCUGAAAGAAUUUUAACAGCAGGUGAAAAUUGUCAGUUUUGACUGUAGACUUCUGUCUAGCUUAUGGAUUUUUCAUUUAUUUGUCAAUUGUGUUUUCCUUUGACUCCUGUCAAAAUGAUUGGUAGAUGUUAUAUACUUACUAGAUCUAAUCAAAUAAAACUUUAGAUCCCAAAAUAAACAA
Macrobrachium nipponense is the source of this 2157-nucleotide messenger RNA. Its product is annotated as arrestin homolog. Gene Ontology annotation, cellular component: cytoplasm. Lineage: Eukaryota; Metazoa; Arthropoda; Malacostraca; Decapoda; Palaemonidae. Gene Ontology annotation, biological process: signal transduction; G protein-coupled receptor internalization. Gene Ontology annotation, molecular function: G protein-coupled receptor binding. The record is from RefSeq and is a predicted model, not a curated record. The coding region runs from base 122 to 1252 and encodes 376 amino acids. The transcript is spliced from 6 exons.